AUAGACGCAGGGAUGACUUUUAGAUAACGACAGUUCAAUUUUGGGAAUGUUGAAAUUGCAAAAGAAAACUGAAGAUUCGAAGUCGGCUGUGUUCUUGAACCACAGGAAACUGAUAAACGAAGCAUAUGGCGAGUUUUACCUAAAGUCCGAACUGUUCCAGUUCCAUGCCAAAAAGCCGGACCAAGGCAAUGAGGUAGCCAAGACCAGGAAGCGCAAAAGGAAAGCCGGCGUAGAAGAACCGUCAUCCGUGGAGGAUUUACACUCAGUGAAUGGAUAUCUAGAGCUUCUGAGCAAGCCCCCUGAACUGGGCUAUAAUCCACCGAUAGAGAGGCACUGGGAGGAUGGCUACAACCUGCCCCAAUUGCAUGGAGCCAACGAAAGCGGACGGAUGCAGCGGUUCCAGGGGCAUGAUGGAUCGAGUGGCGUGUUCUUGAUUCCCAAUCAAUCCCGAUUCUUCAACCACAAUGUGGACAAUCUGCCUGCACUGCUGCACCAACUCUUGCCCGCCUACGAUCUCAUCGUGCUAGAUCCUCCUUGGCGGAAUAAGUACAUCCGCAGGCUGAAACGGGCCAAGCCGGAGCUGGGAUACUCGAUGCUAAGCAAUGAGCAACUGUCCCACAUACCGCUCUCAGAACUCACGCACCCACGAUCACUGGUGGCCAUCUGGUGCACCAACUCGACGCUGCAUCAGUUGGCUCUGGAGCAACAGCUAUUGCCCAGCUGGAAACUGCGAUUGCUUCACAAGCUCCGAUGGUACAAACUCAGCACAGACCAUGAACUGAUAGCUCCUCCGCAGUCGGAUCUCACCCAGAAACAGCCCUUCGAGAUGCUCUACGUGGCCUGUCGGUCAGAUGCUUCUGAGACUUACGGAAAAGAUAUCCAGAAGACGGAGCUGCUAUUCAGCGUACCCAGCAUUGUGCAUUCCCACAAGCCACCACUGCUGUCUUGGCUGAGGGAGUACCUCCAAUUGGACAAGGACCAGCGGGAACCCAACUGCUUGGAGCUGUUUGCCCGCUAUCUGCAUCCACACUUCACUUCAAUUGGCUUGGAAGUGCUCAAACUGAUGGACGAAAGGCUAUACGAAGUGCAUCAAGGUGAACAUUGCCACCAGGAAUAGGUAAAUUAGCUGCUCCUAAUUAGUGUAUUUAAUUACAUAUAGGCGUAGUAAAUGAACGUAAAACAAUCCAAA
Molecule: messenger RNA, 1189 nt
Organism: Drosophila yakuba
Lineage: Eukaryota; Metazoa; Arthropoda; Insecta; Diptera; Drosophilidae
Gene: Mettl4
Product: N(6)-adenine-specific methyltransferase METTL4
Exons: 1
Coding region: 47-1117 (356 amino acids)
Cellular component (GO): RNA N6-methyladenosine methyltransferase complex; nucleus
Molecular function (GO): nucleic acid binding; methyltransferase activity
Source: RefSeq, a predicted model, not a curated record